AUAGGAUUAUAUAUUUCGGUUUUAAGUACGUUAAUGUAUAGAAGAUAUGGUAAAUAUUACACGCACGUGCUGAUCCUUGAACAUAAAUCUACGUUGUAUAUUUCACUGGGUUGUCAGGACAACGCAAUGUUUGCUGUCGCUUUCCUGCCAUUGUCCUGUCAUUUCCUGAACAUGGAUACAAACAAAAACGUAUUUUCCUCCACUAAGAGCUUAUAUUUUGUGUGAAAAUAACAAAAAAGCGAUUGUGUAAUAAUGUUUUGUAUUUAGUGCGCAUCAUGUCUCACAAAUGGAAUCAUAAUUUCCCAAAAAUUGCGCGCGAAGCGGGUUUCAUUAUUCGUGAAUUGUCGAUAGGCCACUGUAUUGACUGGAGGUUUAUUGCAUCAAUCGAUCCGUACGGAAUAGUGAACGAAAAGGAUUACGAAAAACUUGAUGAAUUCAUCCCGCACAUUUGUGAGGUUCCAAUCGGAACCGUGUUGAACAAUCGCAUCCUGGACCCGGCGAUAGGUAAAUAUUUUGUCCUGGCACAAUUCAGCGUACAAUAUUUGCUGUUCUGCAAACAGUUCCUGGAUGACACUGUUGUGGAGAUUCGGAACACGGCCCAAGAUCUGCAGAAGGAAAACGAUCGUCUCGAAAGGAAUUGUCGGAAGAAAAACGAAGAGAUUGUAAGUUUGCACCGGAAGCUGCAACGUGCGGAGAAUUUGCAGGCACACCAGCUGGUCUAUCCGUGCUCGAAGUGUACGAAAAAUUUUAUCAGUUUAGAACUUUUGAAUGCUCACAUGACGAGGAAACAUUUCGAGCUGUCAAUACCCACAGGGGAUGGAAAACAGCAGUCUUCGGGGAGGAAAUUUUCGGAAACCGAUUCCAAUUUGAUUCAAACUAUAAAACUUGAGCUGGAGGUGAAGCAGCUAAAGGAGAGAUUGAAUGCAACGGAGAAGGAUCUUAUCGAUCAGCGAGAUCGCCAUUGCCAUUCGUGCACCGCUGGCGCAAAUCAGGUAGUAGCAGCAGCUGCUGCAGUAGGACAAGUGGCGAUAGAGCACCACAGCGUUGGUAUACAAAGCAAUUUAGUGGACACAAAAGAUGUGGACGAGAAAGAAGUACAGACAAGCAUUGACAGCCAAACGAAAACUCCCCCAAGAUUAUCUCCAACGCCUCCAAUUCUCUCACCAUCCCCUACACGUCAGCCCCAACUACCCCCGCUGCCUCCAGUGGAUUACAUCUCGAAAUCAGACCUGGACGCAAUUCUUCGCGAACAGAGGGAACAGUUCGACAGCUGGAAGUCGAUCGAACGUCAAAAGUUCAACCAGGAAAUCGAAAGUGUGCGCAAAAGUUUAACUGAAACGAUUCAAGAACUUGAAAAACGUGAUCGAACGACUCCUCCGCCACCCGCGCAAGUAGUAACGAUCGAGCGCAACACUGAACAGGAUGACAACAUCUGGAAGCGACGAUACCACGAGUUGGAACUGAUGUAUGAAAAUAGCCAACGCCAGGUGAGGGAAACCAUCGAGAACAUUGAGUCGGCCUAUGGAGAGAAACUUAAACAAUUCGAACGACUGAUGGAUCGAAAAGAGGAAACUGCACCUGUUUCGGUUGCAAGCGCUCCGAAAGUUGCACCACGUCUUCCCCAUAAACCUACAGAAAAACUGCCGAUCAAAGCAUUGGUAGAUAAUCUUGAGAAGCAAAUUCCCGUUCGAAAUGUGUCUAAAUCAUCUGUUGUUGAAUCGAAUGAGUCCGAUGUUGAUGAAGAUAUCCAGCAGCAUGAUUCUCCUUCGGAAGAAGAUGAACAAACUGAGAGUGAUGAAGAAAUUCGAUCUCUUGAGGCAGCUAGAGCUAAAUUAUUGGCUAGAAUCAAUGUUGUUAGUCCACCUGUCGUUGCUGCGCAACAAGGAGACAUUCCGGCAAAAGCUCCGAAGAAACCGCUCAAUUCGCCUAGAAGACAAAUACUGAACACUUUCAAACAUCGGUUGAAGGCACUGGGAAUCGACCCAAAAGCGAAUACUCUUCCGAAAGACGAUCUGGACGCAGCGACCGAAGCAUUGGCCGAGCGAAGAGAUACCAACAAGAAGAAGCAUAAAAGUUUCUUCAUAACGAGAAAACAACUUGCGGCAACGGUAGAUCAAAUAACUAAAGGUAAAAUGGGUGAACCACGGUUUGCUAAACCGAAGGUAGAUGAAAAAACCAAACCGGUCCCAACAUUAAGACUUUCCUACCAAGCAUCAGAUCGUAAAUCGUCACUCGAUUUAUUACCCUCAAGAAUGAAACUAGCGUCAUCCCUGGGGGAACGUCAGAUCGACCAAAAACAACCUGCGAUGAAAUCGAAUAUUUUUAAAGCUAAAUCCACUUCUGCAGCUUCCUCCUCAGCGAUUCCAGCGCUUCCAGAAGUCACGCUCACAAGUGACGAUAUAAUCACAGUUCAGGCGGAAAUACAUACCGUUACGGAAGUAAAAGCAACAAGUCCCGUUCUCUCUGACCACGCACAAACACUGGAGCGACUGCUGGAAACACCGGUGAAACGGGUUGGCACUCCACCCGAUGUGAUAGCAUCCGCCGAACGUGGGUUGAAGGAAACCAAUGAAUCGGAUAUAAGUGAUAUCUUGGAGGCGGUUCCCUUGCAACCGAAACCUAUUCCUAAGAAGAGAGUGCUUUUCAACCUAAACAAUAGCGAAAGCACGGAGAAAGAAAGAUAUGAAGUUCCAACCUCAAGUGCGGAUAAGCCAUUUGGACCGACACUCUCCUCAACCGCUAUCGAAGUUUCCAAGGUAGAUGAGGAAUCCGAUUGGAAUAUCAGCAGUUUCGAGGAAGAGAAAUGAACAUAAGCCAAAAAACGAAAAUGUGAAUAAAUUGAUUUUCCGUCCGUACAA
Toxorhynchites rutilus septentrionalis is the source of this 2858-nucleotide messenger RNA. It is a transcript of the gene DZIP1, whose product is annotated as cilium assembly protein DZIP1L. Gene Ontology annotation, biological process: cilium assembly. The transcript is spliced from 3 exons. The coding region runs from base 276 to 2807 and encodes 843 amino acids. The record is from RefSeq and is a predicted model, not a curated record. Gene Ontology annotation, cellular component: cytoplasm; ciliary basal body. Lineage: Eukaryota; Metazoa; Arthropoda; Insecta; Diptera; Culicidae.